AUGCCCGAAGAUGGUACUUUAUGGACUAUCUGUGGUGCUGCUAUUAUUGGUUAUGGUCUUGCUCGUUUGGGUGCAAGCGCUUUUCAGGAACUUCGUAAUGCUGUUUUUGCUGCUGUAGCACAAAAGGCAAUUCGUCGUGUGGCUCUUAAUGUUUUUUCUCAUCUUCAUAAACUGGAUCUUGGAUUUCAUCUUACUCGACAAACAGGUGGACUAAAUCGUGCAAUUGAUCGUGGUACAAAAGGUAUAAGUUUUAUGGUGAGCUCUAUGGUAUUUCAUGUUUUGCCUACUGCUUUAGAAAUCAGUAUGGUUUGUGGUAUUUUGGCUUAUAAAUUUGGUACACCUUAUGCAUUGGUUACAUUGGGUACGAUUGCUGCCUACACAGGCUAUACUGUCACUACAACUGCUUGGAGAACAAAGUUUAGAAAACAGGCCAAUGCCGCUGAUAAUGUGGCUGCAUCUAAAGCUGUUGAUUCAUUAAUUAACUUUGAAGCUGUUAAGUACUUUAACAAUGAAAAAUUCGAAGCUGAACAAUACGACAAACCCCUUCAACAAUACGAAAAGGCAUCACUCAAAGUAGCUUCUAGUCUAGCCAUGCUGAAUGCAGGCCAAAAUGCUAUUUUCAGUACUUCUUUAACCAUCAUGAUGCUUUUAUCAGCCCAUGGUGUGCUCAAUGGCACAAUGACAGUAGGUGAUGUUGUGAUGGUCAAUCAACUUGUGUUUCAAUUAUCCAUGCCUUUGAACUUUUUGGGUUCUGUCUACCGCGAACUUAGACAAUCUUUGAUUGAUAUGGACACUUUAUUUAACUUGGAAAACCGUGCUCCUCUUGUUCAAGAUGCUCCUGAUGCUAAAGAGUUUGUUUUCAAGGGCGGUGAAAUUCGAUUUGAGAAUGUCAAAUUUGGUUAUCAUCCUGAGCGACCUAUUUUGAAUGGUGUAUCCUUUACUGUCCCUGCUGGUGCCAAGGCUGCUUUCGUGGGUCCCAGUGGCUGUGGUAAAUCCACUAUUCUCCGACUGCUUUUCCGUUUUUAUGAGCCGCAAUCAGGCAAUAUCUAUGUCGAUGGUCAAAACAUCAAGGAAGUAACCAUGGACAGUCUUCGCAGAGCCAUUGGUGUUGUUCCUCAAGACACUACCUUAUUUAACAACUCUGUUUACUACAAUAUCAACUAUGGCCGUAUUGAUGCUACCAAAGAAGAUGUUUAUGAAGCUGCUAAACGAGCCCGUAUUCAUCAUGUGAUCAUGUCAUUGCCCGAGAAAUACGAUUCAACUGUUGGCGAACGUGGUUUGAUGUUAUCAGGUGGUGAGAAGCAACGUAUCUCACUUGCUCGAACUAUUCUCAAGAAGCCUCGUAUCUUGUUUUUGGAUGAGGCUACUUCUGCUUUAGAUACACAUACGGAACAAUCUUUAUUAGCCAAUUUUAGAAGUAUUUUACGUGAAAGUGGCAUGACCAGUCUUCAUAUCGCUCAUCGACUUAGAACCAUUGCUGACGCAGAUAAGAUUUUUGUACUCAAGAAAGGCAAAGUAGUCGAGUCUGGUAGUCAUAACGAAUUAUUAGCAAUAGAAGACAGUGUCUAUAACAAUAUGUGGAUAAAGCAAGAAAGCACAAAUGCUUAUUUUGAUGAACUGGAUAAACAUGAACAAGACUAUAAUCAAGACAAUGAUCGAAGAAAAUAG
Messenger RNA from Gilbertella persicaria, 1668 nucleotides. RefSeq names its product P-loop containing nucleoside triphosphate hydrolase protein. Bases 1 to 1668 code for a protein of 555 amino acids. Gene Ontology annotation, biological process: intracellular iron ion homeostasis; transmembrane transport. The record is from RefSeq and is a predicted model, not a curated record. The transcript has 5 exons. Gene Ontology annotation, molecular function: ABC-type transporter activity; ATP binding; ATP hydrolysis activity. Lineage: Eukaryota; Fungi; Mucoromycota; Mucoromycetes; Mucorales; Choanephoraceae. Gene Ontology annotation, cellular component: mitochondrial inner membrane.